CUGAAGUGUGAAGCCGUGGUGAAGGCUGGUGGCGAGCAGGGGGAUGCCGGCCAAUAUGCAGCUCCUCAUCAGAUGUAACGGGAGGAUUUUCCUGGCUAUUUGUUUAAUCCUCUUUGUGGGAUACACAGUGCAAGGUGCUCCGAUGCAGAAGGCAAGGUACAAGAGAGUGAGAUGCCGCCCUGACGCCUGGUCUGCUAACUGCAUUGAAGAGAAGGGGCCCUGGUUUUACAUGCCCACCGGUGGAGCCAACAGGAUCCUUCCUCCCAUGGCAGACCCAUCCCUGAUGAAGAGAUACCAGGAGCUGGAUGACAUAUUUCCGCUCUCAGAUGAGGAGUCCGGCUCCGGGUCUGACGCUGUGGUGGAAGCGGAGCCAGCCUCCGGGUCGGGGCUCAGCGACGGCGAUGGCUUCUCUGAGUCAAAGCUGCCUGUCUUCCUAGAGGGCCCGCGAGGCGGCGAGCUGAAGCAAAAGCUAACGGAGGAGGAUUUGCUCCUGUAGGGCUGGAGACGUUGGCCUCCUCGUGAUGGCAGCGGCCUCCCUCACCUCCCGCGCCCCUUCCCCGGUGCCUGACCUGAUGCGAAGGCCACAAAGCGGUUUUAAACCAACUCCAAACCAAUAAAAACUUUGCC
Pygoscelis adeliae (Adelie penguin) is the source of this 627-nucleotide messenger RNA. It is a transcript of the gene SRGN, whose product is annotated as serglycin. The transcript has 3 exons. NCBI's taxonomy places the organism in Eukaryota, Metazoa, Chordata, Aves, Sphenisciformes, Spheniscidae. The record is from RefSeq and is a predicted model, not a curated record. The coding region runs from base 44 to 496 and encodes 150 amino acids.